AUGGCGCUUAGAUUCGUCGUGGCUUCUUCAGGUUCUGAGAACCGGGCAUUGAAUGAGGUGCCCACAUUUCUUACGGAUGAUGAAAUCUUGGGUAUUGUAUACUUUACCUCGCAUGGUGAUAUUGACGGGCUGUUCGAAGCAGUUAUCGAGAUACGACUAACUGGUCAUGUCAAUACCUCUAUAUUGUGGGCAGAAAAUGGUGUCCCUAAUACCGAUACAAGAAGCUUAGGAUAUCGCCAAAAGAUUGUAGAUGUCGUUCAAAGAUAUGACGUUCGAAGAAGACUGCACUCACCCUCGCCUUGCUCGAUCGAUAUAUGCCACUUCCAAAUACCGCUUGCGCUUAUAGCGGCUCCUGAUGACAACUCACAUGCUGACAGAUGCGACAACCGUGGACAACUGCCAUCGUCACUUGAACAAAGGACAUCAACAGCGCUGGAUUGGAAGAGCUCGGCACCAAAGACUACCGCGUCCGUCUCCUACACAUUGAAUGCCGACCUCUGGCGUGGCAAUGUUCUGCUCGUCUCACACUCUCAGAAAGUUCGAAUAUUCAACUGUAGCGAAAUUGCUCCGCCGUUAUGUCUUGGAGAUUUUGGCAAAGAGUACAGCAAUUGCCAAGAGAUCGUAAUGCGGAAGAAACUUAUCCACAAAAUCGGAAAGAUGUCGAUCAAAGCGACCCAGCCGGAUGCUUUGAUAUUCAGCGGACCUGACGCCUCAGCAACAACCAAAGUAUUGCUGCAACUCAGACUGCAAACAAUAUAUGAUCCAGGUGAAGGCUGUGAAUCAGGUGUUUUCGAGGCUGCAAUCAAGUGGAGAUUGCGGUCGUCAACCUUUGUCUGCAUGCAUAUGCAAGCCGCAACUCCUACAAUAGGACAGCUUACAAGGUCACCUUCAAUGGGGUGCAUAAAAACAUCCUCCGCGACUCAUCAUUUGAAGAUGAUGUGGUCGGAUUGGAGACCGACGAAUUCAGCAGACCCCGACUCUAGAGAAUGGACGGCAACGUACCCACUGUGGCUCUCAAUAAAGAGUUCACCAGCACUGCCACCAACAUUUUCACUUCCCUACCUCUCGAUGAGGUACAGCAUCGCGAUAGAAAUCAGCAUAUCCGGUCAGUGGCAUUCAAAGGCGACCUUGACGCUACCGGUACAAGUCACCUACCAGAGCAAAGCCAUCCCCUCACAAUGUCUUCUCCAAUCGAGUCAGUCAUGUACAACUGAGGGUCCUAUCGGUGGGGUAGCGCUGUCGGCCAGCACCAAUGGUCAAGAAUUGCCCCCGUAUUUGGCGUGA
This is a messenger RNA of Exophiala oligosperma, 1284 nucleotides long. RefSeq lists its product as uncharacterized. NCBI's taxonomy places the organism in Eukaryota, Fungi, Ascomycota, Eurotiomycetes, Chaetothyriales, Herpotrichiellaceae. The record is from RefSeq and is a predicted model, not a curated record. The coding region runs from base 1 to 1284 and encodes 427 amino acids. The transcript is spliced from 3 exons.